Racocetra persica is the source of this 1370-nucleotide messenger RNA. The record is from the annotation of a GenBank genome assembly. Lineage: Eukaryota; Fungi; Glomeromycota; Glomeromycetes; Diversisporales; Gigasporaceae.
AUGACUAAAGUUGUUGAAAAGCCAUUUUAUGAAGUGAAUAUUGAUUGCGGAUAUGGAACAAAUAAGGUUCAAUAUUCAACAUUUAAAGAAUUCUAUUCUUCAAACGUCGCGGUUAAAGACAACAAAAUAAUUAAAGAAAAGACUCUAAUAUCCGAAUCAUUUAAAGUUAGUGAUGAAUUGGUUGCAUUUAAAAUGGAUAAUAAUAUUGGUGAAGGACAAGUCAAUUACGACUCCAUUUUCAAUGAAUAUCACGGGGAUUUUCCUGCAAGAUUAGGAACCUCCAAAAAAAAUCAAAAAAUUAGCACUCAGCAUACAAAUAAACAAGAAAAUGCCCUUAUUAAACGUGACAUAGACUCACAGUUUUAUGAUUCAUUAUCUGACGAUGAUAAAAUUUUAAUUCAUCAAGAACUCGAAGACACUAAGGAAGACCAAAUUGAAGAUGAAAAUAUUAGUUAUCUGGAACACAAAAAAAUAGUUCAGUAUGUUGAAGAACACAAUAGAAACUUUUUGGCAAAAGCUAUGGAAGUGGAUGGCAUCUCAGACAUGAACCGUGCCGGCAAGUUUUCGAGAUCUAAUUAUAGUAAAUAUUUUUCUACAUACGGCGCAUUUUCGAACACAGGAAAUUGUUUUAAUGUGAUGUUGGAACAUAUUGCUGAAAUAUUACAGUUACCUAUGGUACAUCAACAAACGAAGUUUGGAAGAAGAACAUUAUGGCAAUUAGAUCAAUAUACCAAAAAUAUGAUUAUUGAAAAAAAUACCAUUUCUGGGUAUGUCUUCGACAAAAUUUAUUUGCGAUUCCAUCCUCACAACAAUACCUGGAUAGGUAAUCAUGUUGCAUUAGAACCAUUUGAGGAUGGUUUCGGCAAAUGUAUUGCAAUACCGUUUGAUUUGUUUUUCAAUUCACAUGUACAUCCUGAAUUUCAAAUGCUUGAAUGGAACACUAGUCGUCGGCAUGGUAGUCGAAAAGUUAUCCGUGAUUGUGAAGAAUUCGAACUUACCAGGAAACGAAAACCUAGCUUUGACGCCAGUCAGCUUUUUGAAUCAUUAGAUCCUUUGGUUUUUAAUGAUUUUGAUGCUCACGCGUAUUAUGAUUCUAUUAAAUAUUUAUACUGGGCGAGAACCCAAGAACAAUUUGACAAGGAGCUUAGAUUAUUUAAAAUAGCUAAAAGUCAAAAGGCUGGAUGUUCGAAUUAUAGUUCAGUUGGACACAGUUGGUGUAUACCUAACUUGAUGCAAGGUCUAUCGGAUAAAUAUGAAGUUGAACUGGAAAUCGAUCAAUUAAUUGGUCGUAGCUUAGAUUGUUAUGAUGAUUUCUUAAAAUCUUUGAAUCAAGUCUUACCAUUAGAAGAUAACACGCAAAUCUAUUAUAA